Molecule: messenger RNA, 2728 nt
Organism: Oppia nitens
Lineage: Eukaryota; Metazoa; Arthropoda; Arachnida; Sarcoptiformes; Oppiidae
Product: MAM and LDL-receptor class A domain-containing protein 1-like
Exons: 18
Coding region: 1-2727 (908 amino acids)
Cellular component (GO): membrane
Source: RefSeq, a predicted model, not a curated record
AUGGCAAAGUUAUAUUUAAUAUUAUAUUAUUUGUUACAAAUAACGGAUAACUUAUGCAAUGCUUAUAUCGAAAGCUUAAAUUCGAGUAAAUAUUUGUUGUCAAAAGCAUUUCCGACUGAAAAUGAUUUAUUAAAUCGUUAUAAACGUCAAGACGAAGAAGGUCAAGAGGUAGCCCGAGCCUUGAUUUGCGAUUUUGGUUCGGGAUCUCUAUUGCAAACAUGUGGUUGGAUUGUUCUGCCAGAUAGUCAUCCAAAGAUUAGAUGGCGAACAGGACAGGGAGCUCAAGCAUAUUGGAUGGGAGGUCCUCGAAAUGAUCAUACUUUGGCCGAUACAAGUGGCGGUUAUGUAUAUUUCGAGACAUCACAUCAGCCCAUUCCCAGUACAGUCACACCAUUAUUAAGUGACUCUUUAAGCUCAAGCAAUACAACAUCUUUAAGUGAUGUCAUUAACACAAAUAAAAAUACAUUAUUACGACCACUUCUCAACAAAUUUCCAGUAUUUCAUCCGAUGUCAUCAGAACCAAGUGGUGAACUCCAAGUGCCAACUUCUGCAUAUUUUCAGGGACCAAAUAUUUCAGACACCGGUCCCAAUGGUUUAUGUUUGAGUUUUUUCUAUGCAAUCGAUGGUUUAAGCGCUGAUAAUCUUGAAAUUCAUUUAAGAGAUGUUGAGACGGGAAUGGAUCGUAUGAUUUGGAAAAGUAGUGAAGGUAUGGAAGGCAUUUGGGUUAGGGGUGAAACUGCUUAUACAUAUGGAUCACUUCAUAAGAUUGUUUUAAAAGCAACGGCAAAAAAACUGGACGAUUCCGAUAGGGCUUACAGAGGAUAUAUAGCUGUAGAUGACGUCCAGUUUCAACCCGUCGAUGAAGCAGAAGAACAAUGCAAAGGUCACUGUACUUUUGAAGGCGGACUCUGCGGAUGGACUAAUCAGGAAGAAAAUGAUGAGUUUGAAUGGACUCUUGGAAGAGGGUCACAAAAUAUAUUUACCGGUCCGUCCCGUGAUUUCAGUAGUUUUGGUCAAAAUGAACAGUCGGGAGGCUUUGUAUACAUAGACGCCUCGUUUCCGCGCAGACCGGGUGAUAGAGCAAUGCUUAUCAGUCCUCUUAUGGAACGAACCGAGGAUAGUUUUCCUCUUUGUAUGAAAUUUGCUACUCAUAUGUAUGGCAAUGGAAUCGGAACUUUAAGAGUAAAAUUAAGAUAUGUUGGAGACGAGGAACGACCUGAAAAAAUAUUAUGGGAAAUGAAAGGAGAAGCCGGCAAUAACUGGUACUUGGGUCAGGUGCCCGUCUCAUCUCCUGUCCAACAAUUUCAUGUUGUAUUUGAAGCAACUAUCGGUCAAAAUUCAUUGGGAAAUAUAGCAAUGGAUAGUAUAUCAUUUCAAAACGGCACCUGUCCCAUUUCACCACAAACGGCAUCGAGAGGUAGUGGUGACUGUACUUUUGAGGAGAAUAUGUGUCUUUGGCACAAUCCUUUACCACAUAGUCGUGUUGAUGACUUUGAUUGGCUAAGACAAUAUAGUUUUGGAGGAACGGGUCCUAAAUAUGAUCACACAAAAAAAUCAGCAGAUGGUUAUUUUAUAAAUUUAAGUGGAGAUCAAUUACAACCUCAAAGAGGGGGAACGAGAGCUUGGCUUUUGAGUCCAGAGUUUACACCGCAAACAACAACUCCAAAAUGCAUGUCUUUCUAUUAUUUCAUGUAUGAGCGCACUAUAGAUCCGGGCGGACCCAGUCUCGGAAGUCUUAGGGUUUAUAUUAAAACAUUAAGUGAUAGCGGAGAACAAUUAAAUUUAAUUUGGCGUCUAAAUAAUCAUCAAGCACUGGGUUGGAGACCAGCACGUCUUCCUCUGGUUCUUGGAUUGGAAAAGAAACCUCCUCUACAAACCUAUCAAAUUCUUAUUGAAGGCAUUUGGGGAGAUGGACGGGUAGGAACUAUUGCUAUAGAUGAUGUUAGCUUUUUUGAUGGUAACUGUGCGACGUUGCCAACAAAAGCUGCCGCAGUUAUAGGCGAGUGCUCUUUUGAAAGAGAUUUGUGUGGUUAUAGAAACCAAUCGGGAUCGGGUCCCGGACCUGAAGUUUCACAAUUUUCACCAUCACCUCAAAAAGCUGCACUCAUCUCAAAUAAAAGACAAUCAUUAAAUAGAUUAUCGGUUUCAUCUAAAGAUUCAUUAACUUGGAAGUUGGCUACACCUACAAGCAGACCGGCUAACUUACAGGACCAUACAUAUAGGGCUCCCAUCGGAUAUCUAUUUUUUGAUGUAUUCAAUCAAAAUGCAAUGCAAUACCCAGUUCUAAGAUCUCCUGAAUUUCCCGGAGGAGAAGGAAAUACUCCUAAAUGUCUGAGUUUUUGGUUUACUCCUUUCGGACGUGGUGAAACAACUUUGUUGAGUGUAUCGAUAGUCACUCAGGACAGUGCAGAGUCAGGUGCUCCUCAAGAAGAGUCUGAUAAACGAGGAAACGGACUGACCAUCGAAACAAAAACAUUAUUGUGGAGAAUGUCUACCCGAAGACUUGAUACGAGUCGACCCGAAUGGAUAUACGGUCAGAUGGCUAUCAACUCUGAAAUACCAUUUCGAGUUCAGUUUGAAGGCGAGGCAUCUGAUGGUGGGUUUGCUUUGGAUGACAUCAAUUAUUAUGACGGCUCGUGUCUAACCCGUCCACCUCAGGCUGCCGUCAAUCAAAAUACACAAUCAGACAGUUUGAAUGUUAACGAGAAGUCACUUCGUGAGCAAUGAU